UCGGGGGGCGGAGCUGGAGGGGGCUGGUUCGGCGAAGGGGCCGUUGGCUCCAGACAAAUAAACAUGGAGUCCAUCUUCCACGAAAAACAAGAAGGCUCGCUUUGUGCUCAACAUUGCUUGAAUAACCUAUUGCAAGGAGAGUACUUCAGCCCUGUGGAAUUAUCUUCAAUUGCACACCAGCUCGAUGAGGAAGAGAGGAUGAGAAUGGCAGAAGGAGGGGUUACUAGUGAGGACUAUCGCACAUUUUUACAGCCUUCUGGAAAUAUGGACGACAGCGGCUUCUUCUCUAUACAAGUUAUAAGCAAUGCCUUGAAAGUGUGGGGUUUAGAACUAAUCCUCUUUAACAGUCCAGAGUAUCAGAGGCUCAGGAUCGAUCCCAUAAAUGAAAGGUCGUUUAUAUGCAAUUAUAAGGAACACUGGUUUACAGUUAGAAAAUUAGGAAAACAGUGGUUCAACUUGAAUUCUCUCUUAACGGGUCCAGAAUUAAUAUCAGACACAUACCUUGCACUUUUCUUGGCUCAGCUACAACAGGAAGGUUAUUCUAUAUUCGUCGUUAAGGGUGACCUGCCAGACUGUGAAGCUGACCAACUCCUGCAGAUGAUCAGGGUCCAGCAGAUGCAGCGACCAAAACUUAUUGGAGAAGAAUUAGCACAAUUAAAAGAACAGAGGGUCCAGAAAACCGAUCUGGAACGAGUCUUAGAAGCAAAUGACGGGUCGGGAAUGUUAGACGAAGAUGAGGAGGAUUUGCAGCGGGCUCUGGCCCUAAGUCGCCAGGAAAUCGACAUGGAAGAUGAAGAGGCAGAUCUCCGCAGGGCUAUUCAGCUCAGUAUGCAAGGUACUUCCAGAAACAUAUCUCAAGAUAUUCCACAGACAUCAGGUACACAUCUUACUUCAGAAGAGCUGCGGAAGAGAAGAGAAGCCUACUUUGAAAAGCAGCAGCAGCAGCAGCAGCAAGAUCCACCAGGACCACUUACACAUCCAUGUGAAAAGCCAACCACAAGUUCAGAAGCACUUAGCAGUGAACUUGGUGAUGCCAUGAGUGAAGAAGAUAUGCUUCAGGCAGCUGUGACCAUGUCUUUAGAAACUGUUAGAAAUAAUUUCAAAACAGAAGGGAAAAAAUAAUACCUUUCACAAAUCAUUUAGAUACUCAUACUUUCCAACAUUAUCCUGUGUGAUUACAGCAUAGGGUCCAUUUUGAUAAUGUGUCAAAGAACAAUUUUCAACAGAGGAAAUAAGAUUUAGGUGGUUUGCAAACAAUAAGAUGAGAUGAUGGAAAAAUGCAUUCGUUGUCAGGACUAAGUAAUGAUCGUCCAAACACUAGCCAAAGAGGCGUUCAGCAGCUAAACUUAAAAUAGUUUUCUAAAUGUUCCUUUUUCUUUUUUGAGUGUGCAAUAUCUAACAUGUCUAAAAUUAGGGCAUUUUUCUUGGAUCUUUUUGCAGACCAACUAAUUAUAACUAGCUCUUGCCACAGAACUUUUCCCAUGCAUUUUGUUUUCUUUUCCUCCCUUCUGCACAGGGAAUUUGGCUCCCUUGCAUCAUCUUAGAGUUGCUCUUAUUUCUCAUUAACCACAUUAACCUCUUUAGGAUGGUGUCUCUUUACUGUAUUGAUAAUAGUAAUGGUUCCAGAAGGAUAAGCCAUUCUCCCUUUGACCAUGUAUCACGCACUUGGGUGUUUUUUUCAUGUUAUUUCCUCUGAUCACAAUUUCUCUGCUACUGGGUUUUCAUUGCUUUCUACAACUCUUGAAAGAUGGCAGUCUUCCUGGUUUUGCUUUUUAAGCCCUCUAUGAUGGGAUCCUUACUUCAUGUUUUUGGUGCAUUCCUACACUCUGAAAUCAGCCCUGCACAAGUAUUUGAGAAUAAAUGAGAAUUUUGUUCAUGUGUGAGCAACAUCCUUUCCCAGAUGCUUUGUGAGUGUCUUCUCAGUUAUGUCAGAACUUGACAGGUUUGUUUUAACGCUCUUUCCCACCCCUUGUUAUUUCCUUUACUUCCACACUUGAGGGAAAUAGGACAAGCAUAGCAUGCAAAGCCAGGUUCCUUCUGUUCAAAAAACAUGCAGUGCCCACCAUGAAUGUAUGAUGAAAUUUGGCCUUCAGUUUUAGUAACAGUUUCAUUUGUUUUUUUUCUCCUGUGACUGGAGCUGUCUGUUCUGUUUACAUUUGGGUCUUAGAAUGUAGAUGUCUGCUUCUGCUGUACAUCUUUCAGUAGGUAUAGCUUUGCCAGAGCUGAUGAUCUAGAACAUGAACGUAAUCUACCAACAAAACUCAGUUUCUACUGCGAUUUGACACGUCCGUCGUAUUUAAAUAGCUUAGAAUUACAGAAGCCACAGUACUCAAUGAGUUUGUAAAUAAGAAAGUCUUUAGUUUUGAUAGCAAUUCUUUAAUUGGGAGACGCAGAGAGAUUCUUCCUGGGUCAGUGCAGUGGGAGGAUUUUGGUGAAAGUCAACCAUGUCUCUCUGAAAUGGCCCUUUUAGAUUCCGUCAUCCAUUUCCCUUCCUGCAUUCUCCAUCCACUUUUGAAGCCCUUCUGAAUGUUGACUUGUUCAUAAGCUAAAAUUUAAGAGGAAAAUUCAGCUGACAACUUAGAACAUUCAAAUCGUGGUGGAUCGCCAGACUCUGGUGUGUGGCUACCCACAUUUUAUCAGGGAAAAUUUUUUGAUGUAGGAUUAAUUGCUAGCUGAAAAGAGAGGAGGAAAUGCCUUUUAUUUAUGAUUAUAAAAUAGUUUUUUCUUGGAUAGAGAAGUUUUUUUUAGUCAUUAUUUUGUGCCAAGUUAGUUUUCUGAAGUUCCCCUGGCAAAAAAUUAGAUGGUUUUAUUUUAAAAUCUGAAGUUUUCUUUUGACAAUUGAAAAUGUUUCAGAAGGAUUAUAAAACCUUAGACCUGAAAGGGAUGUUGGAGUUUGGUACUACUCUCUAAGAUUUACAAACCAAAAUAUUUUAAGAUCGAACAUUUCUAUGAUUUAACCCUAGUGAAACAGUCAUAUUGGACAUUCGGCCUUUACCAUUUCUUACUGAAAAAUUAUGUUAAACUUUUCCUGCAUUUGAAUCGAUGAGCUCCCUAAAAUAAAAAAAUGAAUAUGC
This is a messenger RNA of Sus scrofa (pig), 3074 nucleotides long. It is a transcript of the gene ATXN3, whose product is annotated as ataxin 3. Gene Ontology annotation, biological process: protein deubiquitination. Gene Ontology annotation, molecular function: cysteine-type deubiquitinase activity. Gene Ontology annotation, cellular component: nucleus. The record is from RefSeq and is a predicted model, not a curated record. NCBI's taxonomy places the organism in Eukaryota, Metazoa, Chordata, Mammalia, Artiodactyla, Suidae.